CCGGAGACCUCCCUUUUGUUGUGACAACAACGCAAACCACUAACGCAACAGUCACAACAGCAAAUAUGUCUACAACAGCCCCAAUCCCAGACACUACAGCUAAGGUUACAUUUAUGUUCUAUGAAGUAAGGGGCCUAAAUUUUACGAUGGACAUCGAAUAUCAAGACUCAUUCAAUGAUUAUUCCAAUGAUGUAUACAAAGAUGUCUAUAACACUAUUAUCUCAAACUGUAGGAAGCACUUCAAUGAUUGUUUUGUACGAGAACUCAUAUUCACAGCUGGAAGCACGAUCGUGGAGUAUUGGAUAGGUUCUUAUGUGAUGGAUGAUUUGAAACUUCCAAAUAUAGAAACUGACGUAAACAUUGAUAUGUCCUCAAAAUACCCCAUCAUUUUUGACAGUAACCAGCAGUUACAGGGCACUUCUGUUGGAGAUUUGUUUCCUGGAAGGAGGGUGACAAUAACAUGUGGCCCUCCACCACCUGAUCUUAAAUUUGGUUCUGACUUGAAAGCUGACUGGAAACUAGAUGGAGCCCUCAUAAGUAACACUGCACAGUAUACCAUUUCUACAAAGGGUGAAUUCUCCUACCUAACUGCAUCAUUUAAUAAAGCUGCUGAAGCUUUAAAAUGCAAGAGUGACAUAUUUGGCGAUGGAUAUCCAGGAUUUAUUGCAAAAGCAGAUUGUGGAGAAGGGAAAAUUGGAGAAAUAACUGCAGAGUGUUUGGCUAGUGGCUUAUACGGGAAUAUACAAGACAACUGCGUUCUUAAAGAAGUUCAAGAACUGUUUCUUCAGUCUGAGGAACUGACCAGCACUCUUCUGCCAACAUUUGUGAAAAAACUUGGUGAGGUCACCGUCAGCUCUUCAAGCAAAGUGACUCAGUCUCCUGCCACCAUUGUCAAAAUUGUUAAUAUACUGGAAAAUGUAGCAACAUCAGCUAAUGUGUCUGUUAAUGAAACUUCCAUGAAAGAUGUCCUGUUAACCGCAGAUGUUCUCACCAGAAAAGAUGCAAGCUUGUCUUGGAAUACAAUAAACAAUAACAACGUCAGCUUAAAUGAAACCAGCAAAGAACCUAAAAAGAGCAGUUCCUUGUUGCUGGAGUCUCUUGAGACAAUAACCAAAGCCCUUCAAGAAGACUCUUUAACCAUCACCACUCCCUUGAUACUGCUCAACAAAACUACUUUUACAGACACUUUCAAUGGCAACUUUAACUCAUCUGUCAUAGUGGACAUCCCAAAACAUGAAGGAGGAAAGAAGUCUCUAACUGUAAUAACAUUUUCUUCCAUGGAUACUGUGCUCCUUCCAAGAAGCAAAGAUAAUUCCUCUACUGAUGUCCUCAAUGGCAAGAUUGUGCUCAUUCAGUCUAGUGAAUUAGUCAACAAUAUUUCCAUAACCUUCAACACUUCCAAUGAUACUCUUGGGAAUCCAAAGUGCGUGUUUUGGAAUUUCCGCCUCUUUGAUGGUCUUGGAGGAUGGGACGAUGAGGGAUGCCUCUUUGUAAACCAGAAGACAGGCACGGUCAGCUGCAACUGCAACCAUCUCACCUCGUUCUCCAUCCUCAUGUCACCUUCUGCUCCUAAUAUUCCCGCGCUGACAUACAUCACAUAUUGUGGACUUGCCAUAUCCAUGAUCUCUCUGAUUAUUUGUCUGAUCAUUGAAGCCAUAGUUUGGGGCGAAAUAAGGAAUCACAGCACAUCCUUCCUGAGGCAUGUUUCUUCUAUAAAUAUUGCUUUGUCUCUACUGAUUGCAGAUAUUUGGUUUAUUAUCGGAGCAGGGAAAUUAGAAUCUCAAUCUGCCUGCCUGGCAGUGACCUUCUUCAUCCACUUCUUCUACCUCGCCAUGUUCUUUUGGAUGUUGGCUGCAGCUCUGUUGUUGUUCAGUCGCACCAUUUUGGUCUUAAGUCAGGGUUUGUCCGACAGGACUAUGGUGGGCAUUGGCUUCACUCUCGGAUACGGUGCUCCUCUCAUCAUUGCAGCGAUAACUAUAGGUGUAACCGUCCCUUCUAAGAAUUACAUUCAAGAAAAAGAUGUCUGCUGGCUCCGCUGGAAGGAGUCUCGAACACUGCUGGCAUUUGUGAUUCCUGCGUUGGCAAUAGUGUUGAUUAACCUUGUAAUCCUGGUUACAGUGCUCUUCCAAAUUUUGAGAAGCAGGUUGCGGGUGAAUGCUGCUCAAGCUGAUGAGAAACACAUCCUAUUGGUCAUUGCCAAGAGUGUUGCUGUGCUCACACCACUUUUUGGAUUAACUUGGGGCUUGGGAGUAGGAACCAUGCUUGACCCGAAUAAUAAAGGACUUCAUAUUGCAUUUGCAUUCUUCAAUUCUUUACAGGUACAUUUGAGACUUGUUACAAUUUUUUUCUUCACACUUGCAGCACAUUUUCUUUUGGCUUUCUUGUUUACUAAAUUAUGCUUUUCUGUACCUUUGAAGGGUUUCUUCAUUUUGGUAUUUGGGACACUGUUGGACAAAAAGGUACAUAUGCCUAAACAUAAAAUGUAUUCUUAA
This is a messenger RNA of Oryzias melastigma (Indian medaka), 2492 nucleotides long. Its product is annotated as adhesion G-protein coupled receptor F2-like. Lineage: Eukaryota; Metazoa; Chordata; Actinopteri; Beloniformes; Adrianichthyidae. Gene Ontology annotation, cellular component: membrane. Gene Ontology annotation, molecular function: G protein-coupled receptor activity. The coding region runs from base 66 to 2492 and encodes 808 amino acids. The record is from RefSeq and is a predicted model, not a curated record. The transcript is spliced from 7 exons. Gene Ontology annotation, biological process: G protein-coupled receptor signaling pathway; cell surface receptor signaling pathway.